Molecule: messenger RNA, 3519 nt
Organism: Nezara viridula (southern green stink bug)
Lineage: Eukaryota; Metazoa; Arthropoda; Insecta; Hemiptera; Pentatomidae
Source: the annotation of a GenBank genome assembly
CAGUGGAUUCGUUUGUCACACUGAUCAAUGUUCAGAGUUCUUACUUGACGCCAAAUUCUAGUAAUAGUAACUUAAGGUUUUUGACGCAAUUGUCUCUUUCAUAAACUGAAAUAAAACUGUUAUUAACUGACUUCGAACAUGUCUGAAAAGAAAGGAUACCCAAGUGCCCCCCAAGCUCCAGCAGGCUAUGUGCCAGCCCCUCCUCACCCCGCAACUCCUGCGGCUGCUGCUUAUGCUGCAGCCACAGCAUCACCUUAUGCGGUUUACCAGCAACUUUAUCCUGGGCAGGCUCCUCCUCCUUAUGACCAGCAACUACCUGCCAUAAUGGCUCAACAGAUGUAUCCACACGUUGGUGUUGGUACCGCUAUGUAUAGCCAAACUGCGACUCCAGGAUACUACACCUCUGCUUUUACUCCAAUGCAGGCCUAUUAUCCACUUGCCUAUACAUAUCCACAGCCUCAGCUUAGGCCUACAAUUAUGAUACCUAAUGGCUAUGAUGGAGGCGCGAGAUUUGAUGGAAUUGCUGCUCCAGUGGUACCAGGCCCCCCUCCUGGAGUCCCACCCACUCCAGCUCAACUCGCAGCAAUGGCUGGACACAAUCUUACCUUGUCUCAGAAGAAAGGUAGUUUUCUAACUGGUGCAUCUGAAGGAGGUUAUACUUUUUGGUAGUACUCUCCCAAGGUAGGCAUAUAAAUGAGUUGGGGGAUUUGACCAUUCUCUUUGGACAUUCUCCAUCCUCUCCUUCUACCAUACUACACUCUAAUGAGAGCUCAAUAUUCUUUUAGUAUUCAUAAUAACCACAUAUAAAGGAUAAACAAAGGAAUAUAACAACUAGGCAAUAUUUAUGGAAUACUCUUGUUAUUUAAUGUUUUUGAUGAUUUAUUUGUUAAAUUAAAAUAAUAAUAAUUAAAAAACUAAGAGAGAAGAAAAAUCAUCUUAAACUGACUAUCCUCUUUUAGAUAUCUUUUUACUUGAAGGUUUUAUUUUAUUAUAUUUCGAGUUUGUUUGAUCAAUGUGACAAAUAUAUUUAUAUAUUUAUUUCAAAAAUUGUUUUUGUUUUUAAAAAACAGGCAUAAGAUAUAUAAACGAAUAAUAAAACAAUUUUAAAUGUCAAAUGAACUGUGAUAAAAGCAGAAUUGUCGAAAAUGAUUAAAGUAGGUAAGUGUUGCCUAUGGUCAUGUUUUAAAACAAUAAGAAGAGGAACUUAAAUCAUAAAAUGAGUAAUUCUUUUAACAAAAGACUAUUAAAUAUUGCAUUGAGAGUUUUCUAUAAGCCCAUUGUUUAUUAAAAAAAAAAAAAAAAAAGUAAUAACAAUCCAUAAAAGUAAAUGUUAUGACUAUUACUAUGUAAUAAAUUUGAUGUUUGGCAGUUUUCAUUUGUUUUAAUCAAAUAUUAUUUUAUAUGUUCCAAAUAGGCUUUAAAGUUACUGUUAGUGCAGAAAGAUAAGCCAGUUAAAAAAUUUUAAGUAAUAUUGUCAUUCUUAGUCCAUAAAUUACUGCUUUGUUAAACAAAUUUUAAAUAUAAACUAAACAAGUGUUAGGGCAUUAAUAUUUAUUUAAUCGAUGACCGAUACAAUUUCACAUUUAUAUAUGUGUGGUUUGUUUAUGAGAAGUAUCUUUCUUUUGUUAAGUUUAUAUCUAUUCCAUGGAACCAUCUUUGAGUGUAAAAAAAAAAUAAUAAUAAAUACUUAGGGCUGUAUAAGAUAAAUAUAUUAUCUUCUAAGAGAUUAUAUUUCAUUUAUUUGUUAAGCUUACUAGUAUUUGUUCGAAACAAAAAAAAUUGAUCGUUACUUGAAGCAAAAUGAGAAAAAUAUAACAUAUGCUUGUUUGAUACUCUUUACAGUUUAUAAAACAAUUUAAUUCUAGUCCUGUAAGUAUUUCAGAUAUUAAUUCAAAAUUAAUUAAUUAAAAUAAUUGUUCAAAAUUUUAUCGGCUAUCAAUUGAUAAUUUAAAUUAUUGAUUGAUGUUAAUAAGAUUAUUAUAUGAUGUUUGAUGAAACUAAAGCGCUUUCAUAUUAUGAGAGGCAUGCUUAGUGAUUUCAUGUGUCUGUGUUCUUUUUUUAUUUUUUUAAUAAAAUCUGUAUGCAUACAUUCAUUUCUGUGUGUAUACUCAUCGCUAAGAUAUUAGCUGUAAUAAACUGAACUUGUUCAGCACUAACGUAUAAAUGAUAAAUAUGAAACUUAUUUGGUACAAUUUCUUGUGAUACUUUUAUUCAUCGAAGUAUUUUGUAAUAUUUUAUUCCUAUCUGUUAAUUGUUUUGGUUCCAUCAAGUUUAAAUUAAAUAACUUUGACCAUAUUGUAUACUUGUACAAAUAGGCACAAAAAAAACUAAUAAAAGAUUUAAAACCCAAUAUGUAUUUUUUUUUUUCAUCUGUCAUUUUAUUCCUAAAUUGUUGCUAUAGCAAUGUCAUACAAUGUUUAAUAGUUUUAUAGUAUGUAUUUUUCAUUAUUAAAAGCGACGGAUUUUAUUCUUUGCCUCACUGGCUUGUUUCUAAAUACUGAAGGCACCUUGCGUAGAAGUGGGGGAAGAAAUGAGGACACUAAUAGUGCUUUACAAACCAAAACUGGAUCGAAAGGGUUUGCACUUACUGGCUAUUUAGCAUCACUAAUGGAUUACUCCUACGUUGUAAGUUAUUUAUAUGUAGAAUUGCAAUACUAAGGAAAUUCAUCUCUAUCGUGUCAAAGACAACUUAGUAUGUUUUAUUGAUUUAAUGUAAUUUUAUCAAAACCAUUGCAGUUCGUUGCUUUAGGUAGAGUUGAAAUAUAAUACUACAGUUCUCUCUCUGUCAUACAAACUCGGAGGAACUCCAGUAUGAGGUUGAAAAAUUGUUUUCAAAUGAAAUUUUAUUUAACAUGAAGCUUAUUUUAUUUGAUUGUCUAUAAGUUUUUCUAUACUUAAUUUUAAAACUAUUAAUCUCACAGUUACCACAUGCAUUUUGUCUUUAAUUUGUAAUAAACCUGACAAAGGAAACUGGAUUAAAAAAAAAAAAAAAAUGCUCUGUUUCAGAUGAGAGUAUACCAAGUAUUUGUACUUUGAAUAAAUAUAAGUUAGCCAAAAAUUCCACUCUAUUGUUUUGAGGUUUGUGUUAACUGGAGAUUUCUUAUUAAAUAUAUGCUUUUUUUUUUUGCGGCAUGAGUGCACUACGGCCAUGUAGGCCUAUUGUACUCAAAAAUAUAUGCUUACUAAUUUGUUUAUGGGAAUCUGAAAUUAAUUAGUUGUAUCUAAAUUUUUAAGUCAACCAAGUCCAUGGUAAUUUUGGAUUACUAUGAAUAAGUAAACUGAUAAAAGGUUAAGGGCAAAGGUAUUGAACACAGUAUAGGCUCUGCAAAUAUCUAGGCAAUUCUGUGAAUUAGAGUUGGCAGUUGUUGAACACAAGCCAGAUUGAAGAAUGAAUCAAAUAAGGGGAAUAAUUUAAAAAGGUAAAUUUCAUAAUUUCAAUAAAUACACAACACACAUGGGUAUAUAGCAUUUUUGAUUUCAUAGGACCUGAAUUGAUUUUACUUUUUGCCAUUUUACCUC